This is a messenger RNA of Styela clava, 4560 nucleotides long. Its product is annotated as phosphoribosylformylglycinamidine synthase-like. Gene Ontology annotation, biological process: 'de novo' IMP biosynthetic process. Gene Ontology annotation, cellular component: cytoplasm. NCBI's taxonomy places the organism in Eukaryota, Metazoa, Chordata, Ascidiacea, Stolidobranchia, Styelidae. The record is from RefSeq and is a predicted model, not a curated record. Gene Ontology annotation, molecular function: phosphoribosylformylglycinamidine synthase activity.
UCAUGAUAUAUGAAUUACACUAAUAAGUAUUACAAGUACUUGAAAAUAUCUUGUUGCUUUCACAGUAUAUUUACAGUUCUAAUCUGUGCUUGAAGGUUAAGAAAUUUGGUUUAUGUUUGUCGUCUUGAUUGUCUGAUUGUAGAAACAAUUCUUCGAAAAUGACAAUUGUUCGAUUUUAUGUCAAGAAGAAGGGUUCGUGUGAUGAAGUGAAAAACAAAUUCAACACAAGUAUCGAUUCAGUAUUAGUGAGAGAUGUUGAGAUUGAAUUUUGUUAUUACAUUGAAACACAAAUUGAAUUGUCCGUUGAAAAUUUGGAAAAACUCAACUGGAUCCUUUGUGAACCUUUCGGCAAAUCUGACCUGAACAAGAUAUCUAGUUUAUCAACCGGUAAAGAGAAUGAACUUCUGAUUGAAAUAGGACCACGUUUGUCUUUCUCGACGCCGUUUUGCACCAAUGCAGUUUCAAUAUGUCAUCAUACGGGGCUUAAAAUGAUCAGAAAAAUUGAGCGAUCAACACGAUAUCUUAUAAAAGCAGACCGGCUUAUCUCAUCAGGAAUGGAAGAAAUAAUUGUCAGCAAACUUCAUGAUCCAAUGACACAAAUGAGAUAUCUGACUCCUCUUGAAAGUUUUGAAACAAACAACAAAAGGUUGACUUGGUAUGAAAUUGAUGUUUUAAAAGAAGGUGAAUUAGCUUUGAGGAAAGCAAACAUUGAUCUUGGAUUGGCCAUGGAUGAUCAAGAUAUCAAAUUAUACACAGAACUGUUUCAAAAUAAAUUGAAGAAAAAUCCAACUUCUGUGGAAUGUUUUGAUCUUGCUCAAUCAAAUAGCGAGCAUAGUCGUCAUUGGUAUUUCAAUGGAAUUAUGACAAUAGAUGGAAAAGUACAAGACAAAACUAUGUUUCAACUUGUUAAAGAAACUCAGCUGCAUAGCAAUAAUAACAAUGUUAUUGCGUUUUGUGACAACAGCAGUGCAAUAAAAGGUUAUCAGGUUGAUGCAAUUGCUCCAGAAGAAAUUGGAAAACCAAGUAGCCUAUGCAAAGAAUCUGUAAUGAGGCACAUCACUCUUACAGCUGAAACUCAUAAUUUCCCAACUGGGGUCGCGCCAUUCCCAGGGGCAACAACAGGCACUGGAGGGAGACAAAGAGACCAGCAUGCAGCUGGACGAGGAUCUCAUGUAGUAGCGGGGACUGCAGGUUAUUGCGUCGGUAUUCUCAAUCUAUCUCAUCAUGAGUUACCAUGGGAGGAUCAUGGAAAAUGGAAAACUCCAUCAAGUCUUGCAACCUCAUCAAGAAUAAUUAUUGAAGCAAGCGACGGUGCAAGUGAUUAUGGAAAUAAAUUUGGAGAACCUGUGAUUGCAGGAUUCUUUCGAUCAUUUGGAAUGAAGCUCCCAGAUGGUGAGAGAAGGGAAUGGCUGAAACCAAUAAUGUUUAGUGGAGGUAUCGGUUCAAUUGAGAAUGAACAUGUUAAUAAGUUCAAGUUGGAGAAAAAUCCUGACAAUAUGAAAGAUUUAGUAGUUGGCAAAAUUGGUGGUCCUGCAUAUUGCAUUGGUGUUGGUGGUGGAUCGGCAUCCUCACUUGUACAAGGAGACAAUACACAAGACAGAGAUUUUAAUGCAGUGCAACGUGGAGAUGCUCAAAUGCAACAGAAGCUCAAUAGAGUUGUUAGAUCUUGUAUUGAAAUGAAACGUGAAAAUCCUAUACUCAGUAUUCAUGAUCAAGGAGCUGGUGGCAAUGGAAAUGUUUUGAAAGAAAUUGUGGAUCCAGCUGGUGCAAUAAUAAACACUGAAUCAUUCACAAGGGGAGAUUCAUCUCUUACAACACUGGAACUUUGGGUUGCUGAAUACCAGGAAUCCGAUGCAAUUUUACUGCAUAAGAAUCAAAUUGAAACUGUGAAACAGAUUUGUAAACGCGAAAGAUCAACAUUAGAUGUUGUUGGAGAGCUAACUGGGGAUGGAAGAAUCAUUUUGUCUGAAGGAGAUAUUGCCAGUGGAGAAUCACCAACCAAAAAACCUCGUCAUCAAAAUGAUAUUUCAUCUAUUCGACAUCCUGUUGACCUUGAUCUCGAACAUGUUUUAGGAAAAAUGAAACCCAAGGAAUAUGAUUUGAAAGUCAAAAAAAGUUGCUUAAAACCUGUUAGAAUUCCAAAGGUACCUAUUCGUGAUAUGCUAUUACGUGUCCUCAAGUUGCCUUCUGUGAGCAGCAAAAGAUUUCUUACAAACAAGGUUGAUCGUUCUGUAACAGGAUUAAUAGCACAACAACAAUGUGUUGGACCACUUCAUACACCACUUGCUGAUGUAGCUGUAACAGCAUUGUCACAUUUUACAACUAAAGGAUCUGCCACGGCGAUUGGUGAGCAACCAAUCAAAAUGUUAGUUGAUCCGUGUGCUGGUGCCAGAUUAACUGUUGGUGAAGCAUUAACAAAUCUUGUGUUUGCUGGAAUCUCAGAUAUUCGUGAUAUUAAAUGUAGCGGGAAUUGGAUGUGGCCAGCUAAACUACCAGGUGAAGGAGCUGCAAUCUAUGCAGCAUGUAAAUCAAUGUGUGAAAUCAUGAAUAAACUUGGAAUUGCUGUCGAUGGAGGAAAGGAUUCGUUGAGUAUGGCAGCAAGAGUUGAUAAUGAAACUGUCAAAUGUCCUGGUGCUCUUGUAGUGUCAGCUUAUGCUCCAUGUCCUGAUAUUACUGUGAAAGUUACUCCUGAUUUAAAGUGUGCUGGAAAAAAUGAAGAAGGACAUCUUGUAUAUGUGCCAAUGAGUAAAAGUCUGGGCCACUUAGGUGGAAGUGCUUUGGCUCAAUGUUUCGGACAAAUUGGAAAUGAAAUACCUGAUCUUGAUGAUGUUGAGCUGUUUAUCAAUGCUUGGAAGACUACUCAACGUCUCAUUAAAAACAAGAAAAUAUUAUCAGGCCAUGAUGUCAGUGAUGGUGGACUUAUUACAUGCUUACUUGAAAUGGCGUUUGCUGGAAACUGUGGUAUAGAGGUUAACAUUUCAUCAAAUGAAGAUGAGACAUCUGUGCUGUUUUCAGAAAGACUUGGUUUGGUUCUAGAAACUGCUUGUUUGGAUGAAGUUCUUAAUGAAUUUGCGAGUCAUAAUGUCAAUGCGAUCUCUAUCGGAAAAAGUAGAAAAGAGAGACAGAUAUCCAUUUCUGUUAAUGACACUGUGAUACUGAGCAAUGAAUCAACCAAUCAAUUACGGGACGUUUGGGAAAGCACAAGCUUUGCUUUAGAACAUUUGCAAUGUGAUAAUGAUUGUGUCGAACAAGAAAGAAAAUAUCUUCUGGAAUGCAUAAAGGAUCCUCCAUAUCAUGUGAGCUUUGACCAAACGAAAGAAACUGUGCCAAAAGGAUUAUCCGCAAAAAAAAUUAAUGUUGCUAUUCUGCGAGAAGAAGGUAGUAAUGGAGAUCGUGAAAUGUGUGCUGCAUUCAUGAAAGCUGGAUUCAAGACAUGGGAUGUAACAAUGCAAGAUCUUCUGUCGGGAGAUAUUACUGUCGAUCGAUUUCGUGGAAUUGUUUUUGUUGGUGGAUUCAGCUAUGCUGAUGUGUUUGGUUCUGCUAAGGGUUGGGCUGCAUGCUCUCUUUUUAAUGAGAAAGUGAGGGAGCAAUUUGAUUUGUUUUUUCAUCGUGAAGAUACUUUUUCAUUGGGUGUUUGUAAUGGUUGUCAACUAAUGGCUCUGCUAGGAUGGAUCGGAAAUGAAAAAUCUGAUGAAAACACUCACAAUGAAAGCAAAAUGCCAAAUUUAUCCUGCUACCUCACUCAUAAUAAAUCUGGCAGAUUUGAGUCAAGAUUUGUCACUGUGAAAAUUAUUGAUAGUCCAAGUAUUAUGUUGAAAGGAAUGGAUGAAUCUCAACUUGGAGUGUGGGUUGCUCAUGGGGAAGGGCAAUUCAAAUUCAAGGAUGAAUCAGUGUUAGAAAAUAUCAAUAAGCUUGGUAUUGCACCAAUUCGAUUCAUUGAUAAUGAUGGAAUUGUUACUACAAAAUAUCCAUUCAAUCCCAAUGGAUCAGAACAAGGGAUUGCUGGAUUGUGUUCCACGAAUGGUCGUCAUCUUGCAAUAAUGCCACAUCCAGAACGUAGUGUAGAGAUGUGGCAAUUUCCAUGGAUACCUCAGUAUUGGAAUGGAAAAGUAUUAUCGUCACCAUGGGAGAAAAUGUUCUCAAAUGCAAUGAAUUGGUGUCUCCAGAAUGUGCAAUAACAUUUCCGUCAUUGGAAUAUCACGAAUUACAAUUGUACAGUUUACCAAAUAUCUGCUGUUUUCAUGUGCAAGUGUCCUUAAAAGAUAUUAAUCAGGUUUAUUCCUAUAUCGAUUAUGCUGUCGUUUUGUGUUGAAAACUCGUUUCGCUUAGUAUCUAUCAUCUAAUAUUUUCUGCAUUCCAAAUGAUAAAUGUUGCUUCCGUUUUUCGCCAAAGUAAAACUUGCCAAACAAGUGGUUUUUUUUUACAAUCUGUGAACUUGCCUUCUGUACCUAAAUAAAUAUUUGCACGAAACAACCAAAAAUCACUAUUAUGAUUUACUUUGUAUCAGAGCUGUACUGGCUAAGCAAAUCGAUAUGCUUGUAAAGGCGAUGUCCUGUCAGC